Paramecium sonneborni is the source of this 667-nucleotide messenger RNA. NCBI's taxonomy places the organism in Eukaryota, Ciliophora, Oligohymenophorea, Peniculida, Parameciidae. The record is from the annotation of a GenBank genome assembly.
UGUAUUUUAACAAACAUUAACUAUGGAAGUUAAUAUUAAAGAAUUAAAUGAAGGUCCAGCAAUUGUAAUAGAUGGUUAAACAAAUAUGGAUUUGGAUUCAGAAAACAAGGAAUUUUAAGAAGGGGAAACAAAGAACCCUACAUAAAUUCCUGGGAAAGCUGGAAAAUAUGUAUUAACAAAUGGUGAUAAAAUGACAUUGAAAUUUGCAAAGGGUUUAAUCUUAUGUAAUCUAAUUGGAUUUGUAUUUUUAUUUAUUGGAUGUGCUAUCAUUUAUAUAACUCUAAAAUCAAAUUGGUAUGAUGAAAUGAUGGUAGCCUUUUAAAUCUUCAUAUUCUCAGAUGUACUUUUAAUUGGGGAAAAGGUUUUGUUUUUCGCAGCUUUAAUAAACAAAAAAAAAAUAGUUAAAUUAUGUCCAUUUAUAAAUGUAAUCUCAUUAUUACUGAAGAUAGUGGCUAGUGGAUUGAUUGUGUAAGAAAUUUAAUUUAAUAUAUUAGUCAUAUUCUCCCUUGUGCACUGAUAGUCAGUAUUAUUUUAGUAUUUCUCUAAAUGCCUCAUAAUAUUAUGAUAAAAGUAAUUACCAAAAGAUGGAGGAAUAUACCUGAAAGAAAAUGGAAAAAAUAAUUAAUUUUAGUUAGAAAACCAAUCCCAUAGAAAUGACAGCUGUUAU